Oldenlandia corymbosa var. corymbosa is the source of this 924-nucleotide messenger RNA. Lineage: Eukaryota; Viridiplantae; Streptophyta; Magnoliopsida; Gentianales; Rubiaceae. The record is from the annotation of a GenBank genome assembly.
AUGAAAUCAUCCUCUUCCACCCAAAUUGCUCCGAUGGAAUCAUCUCCUGUAACACACAAUGAUUAUGAUAUGAUCAUUGGAACUAUUCCACUGAAGUUUAAUCAAUUGGUUGAUUCAAACUCUAUUGUCGUUGAUGAUGCUGGAGUUUUUAAUCACAAGAAUGAUGAAGGUUUCAAUGACAAUGAUGACGAUCCCAAGCUACUUUCUUCAGGAGAAGACGAAGGCAUGGAUGAUUGUUAUGAUUCUGUGAAUGGAGUUAGGAAAUUUUCGGCGGAAGAAUGGAGCUUGGUUGAUUCUUAUAGUUUUAUUGGUGGAAUCGAGGAUGAAAAUACUAAUCAAUUACAAGAUAACACAAAGGAGAUCUCUACAGGUGAUUUUCAAAUGGUCGCCAAAAAUGACGAAGAUGUUCCGGUUGGAUUAACUGCAACUUACUUUUAUGAAAUGUUUUUAGAUGUCAUUUGUGAAUGGAAGGAGAAAGAAAAUGGCGAGGAUUUCCGUUGCAAGGAAGGUGUUGUUGAUAUUAUGGUUGCACGUUCAAAAUUGCUUUUGAAAGCAAGAGAAAUCUACACUAUUGAGGCAUAUCUUUUGUUUGAGGAGCAAUUUCUCAAAGGUAUUUCCCUUAAGCUUUCUAUUCUACCUUCAGCCACGGAUGAGAUAAUUUAUGAAGUUUACCGUGAUGAUUCUGAUAUGUUCAAGCAUAGAGUUUCUUAUAAUCCAGAGACGCACUCCAUAUCUUGUACAUGUAAGAAGUACUAUGAGAACAAGAGUGCACAAAAGGCUUGCGAAGAGGCACUGAAAAUUGCUACAAAUAAUGUAAUAGCUCAAGUUGGACCAAUUUUCAACAAUAAUGCAGCUGAUGGGGGGUCAAACAAUGAUGGAAAUGUCAGGAACCCCACGAAGAGGGAAGGCACUCGGUGUAAGUAA